Messenger RNA from Cynocephalus volans (Philippine flying lemur), 1474 nucleotides. RefSeq names its product thiosulfate sulfurtransferase like domain containing 3 (gene TSTD3). The record is from RefSeq and is a predicted model, not a curated record. Gene Ontology annotation, molecular function: thiosulfate-cyanide sulfurtransferase activity. Bases 40 to 519 code for a protein of 159 amino acids. The transcript is spliced from 4 exons. NCBI's taxonomy places the organism in Eukaryota, Metazoa, Chordata, Mammalia, Dermoptera, Cynocephalidae.
AGGAGGAAGUGGUCAGCAGCGCGGCGGCGCGAGCCGGCCAUGGUGCUGCCUCGGCCGCUACUUCCGACUGCGCGCAGGGCGGUCCUCGGAUCCGUGGAGGCUGCGCUCUCAGGUUUGAAGUUGAUAAAGGGAAGCUGCAGCAAUUUUUGUAUCGCUGUUUCAAAAGAUGUCACUUACAAGGAACUUAAAAACCUGCUGAAUUCCAAAAACAUUAUUUUAAUUGAUGUUAGAGAGAAAUGGGAAAUUCUUGAGUAUGGAAAAAUCCCUGGGUCUGUCAAUAUACCAUUGGAUGAGGUAAGUGAAGCUCUACAGAUGAACCCAAGAGACUUCAAAGAGAAGUACAAUGAAGUAAAGCCAUCCAAAUCUGACAAUAUAGUGUUUUCUUGUUUAGCUGGAGUGAGAAGCAAGACAGCUCUGGACACGGCAGUAUCUCUGGGAUUUAACAGUGCUCAACACUAUGCUGGAGGAUGGAAGGAAUGGGUAACCUGCGAAUUUUCUGAGAAGAAACAAGGAAAUUGAAUUUUGGAAUACAAGCUGGCUCUUUUCUUGUGUACAUGCAGCCUAGGAUAGUGGAAUGAGAAAAAGAAUAAAAAUCUAGUCCUGGCACCACUGGUUAAUGUAAGAGGAUUUUGUAUAAGUCAAUAAUUUGUUGAAUUUUUUUCUCAUCUGUAAAUUGAGAAUACCACUCCCCCCCCUGCCUACUUUCAAAGGCUACUGAGGAUUGAGAUAAUGCAACUUGCCAUGUAAAUAUAAGGGUUGGGAUUCUAGGAAUUAAUUUUUAAGUAGUUUAGUAUUGUUCAGUCAUAUUCCAGAAGGCCAGAUUACUUGUAUUACCUAAUCAUGUGUGACCAUUUGUUAGUAUAGCAUCUAUUCAUCAAAAGGCUAUAAGUUAGACCAGUAAACAAGCAGAUUUGAUCUUAAAAAAUCAAGAAUCUGAGAUCCAAAAGUAGGUGAAAUUUGAUUUUUUUUUUUUUUUUUUUAAUGAAAAGAGAGCAAGAAUGGAAGCAGGUGGAAUUUGAACAGUGAAAUACAUUAACAGCAUCCAAAGAGUUAUGGCAGUGUUAAGACCAGCAUGGUGGUGACAUAAUUUGCAGUCUACUUUUUUUUUUAUUUUUGGCGGCAGGGCAGUACAGGCAUUGAACCCUGGACCUUGGUAUUAUCAGCACCAUGCUCUAACUAACUGAGCUAACUGGCCAGCCCAUAAUUUAGAAUUUCAAAAAUUAAAAUUAAUAUGCUUAAUAUGAAGAUAGAAACCAGAACAGUGGUUGUUGUCCUGGAGGAAAGAAGAUUAACUGGAAAAGGCAAGGAGGGAACUUUCUAGGGUGAUGGUAAUAUCCUAUACCUUGAAUGAGGUAUUGGUACAUAGGUAUGUACAUUUGUCAAAACUCACUGGCACUUAAGUGUAUAUUUUCUGUAAUUAUACAUAUUAUACAUACAUAAACAUAAUAAAAAUAGAAAUGUGUCUAAAUGUAAA